This is a messenger RNA of Australozyma saopauloensis, 1473 nucleotides long. RefSeq lists its product as uncharacterized. The record is from RefSeq and is a predicted model, not a curated record. The coding region runs from base 1 to 1473 and encodes 490 amino acids. NCBI's taxonomy places the organism in Eukaryota, Fungi, Ascomycota, Pichiomycetes, Serinales, Metschnikowiaceae. The transcript has a single exon.
AUGCACUUUUUGAAGUAUCUAACCUACUUAGCCAUUUGCGAAGCGCUAGUCGUUUCUGAAAAUACCAUUGAUUACGAUAGUGUUGAUGUUAUUAAUCUUGAAUUAGUUUCCAACGGCAUCUACUAUGCGCUAGGGAAUUUCUCAGGAAAACUCGCAGGUCCCAAGAUUCAGAUUGAUGGCCAGCUCUAUGUUAGUUUAGGAUACAAGGGCAUUAUCAAUAUUAACACAAUCCAUGUAGCAUCCUCCGGUCUAAUUUCGAUUGACUCCUUGGCGGCCGAGAAAAUAACGAGUCAGACGUUAAAGGUACCUUAUCUUGAAAACAAGGGACAGAUCUACUUGGGAUUGAGUCCACAAAAAGGUUUUCUGACGCCCUCGUUCAUUUUGACCACCAACAGCACCAUCACGAACUUCGGCUCUAUUAUCGCCUAUAGCACCUCCGAUACAAAUGGAUUAUUCGAUAUUCUUCUGACAAGUCCAGUCGAUUUUCAUAACGAAGGUGUUGUUUGUUUGAUCAAUGUGGCUGUUGGAAAUUAUUUCCAGUCUCUGUUUGGCUCGGGAUGUUUCAAUAUUGGUCCUAAAGCCAAAUACACUGUGACAUAUGCACUGUACGGAUACCACAUAAUAUUCUAUUUAUCCGACCCAUCGGCGCUGAUUUAUUUCCAGCCUACAGAGUUUGUUGGCGGAAAGCUGGUGUCUUACCAAGUGCUUGGAUUCAGCCAAGGCAAUAUCAUGAAAUUUGAAAGCAACAUUGUUCUGAUCGACUAUUACCAACAGACAGGAUAUUUUACCUUGAUAACCAAGAACUUGAACUAUAGCAUUCUCAUUGGUAUUGGCUAUGAUUUGUCACGAUUCUCUUACAAUGGCAGUCAGUUAUCAUACAGUUCAAACAGACCUUCGUAUCUGGUUCCUUCUGUUUGUCUAUGUCCAUCGGGCAUACCUCAAUUUCCCGGUUCACUGAUUAUUGGAUCUUUGGGACCUUCAAUCGGUUCUUCCAUCGGCUCAAUUAGUUCAGAUGUCUCCAGCAUUGGUGUUUCUACGGUUGUUCCAUCUGUUUCUAUUAAUACCAAGCUAUCAACUGGGUCGUGCUUCUCUAGCUGCUCCCAAACCAACACAGUUUUUACUUCCUCCUUGUCUUCUUCUGUGACUUCUGUCAACACUUCCUCUGCCUCGAUGAUGCUGAGCAUGAGUACAGUUACGGCAAAAUCCUCUGGCUCAAAUACAACGAUUACGCCCAGUUCCUCACCUCAAGUUUCACCCUUUGCCGAAACUUCUGCCUUUCCAAGUUCAACUCAAGAUUCGCCUACUAUUACUCUCACUUCGAACACAUUCGCAACUAUAUCUUCCGAGCAGAGCACAUCCAGCGAAUCAAUUGCAAGUACUUCACAAGGUGGAUCAGGGCAAGUCUUCGGCGCUGCAGCUACAAUGGACAUUUGCAAGUUGUGCCUUCUUCUUCCGCUUGUCGCUUUUGUGUAA